Molecule: messenger RNA, 480 nt
Organism: Guillardia theta CCMP2712
Lineage: Eukaryota; Cryptophyceae; Pyrenomonadales; Geminigeraceae
Exons: 1
Coding region: 1-480 (159 amino acids)
Source: RefSeq, a predicted model, not a curated record
AUGAUAUGCAGCAAUCAUAACAAGCAUACUCAAAACAACUUUGAAGGUCCAUCGUCAGCGGUGAUCCCAAAUGAAUUGCUCCCCUCGCCUUCCUCAAGCAGCUCUCAAACCCAGGAAUCUUCCCCUAACCUCAUUCGUUCUUCUGAUGACCCAUCCCGCUGGGACGCCGACGCCCGCAGGACCCACAGCCAGGCCUGCACGGGCAAGAGCCGGCUGAGCGUGCAGGAGAAGCUCGACAUCGUGUGCAUGUACUACUCGGCGCCGUCGUCGACGAGGUGCCGGAGGACGGUGCACCAGUGGGACAUCGCGAGGAUGUACGGGAAGAGCCGUGCGGCGAUCAGCAAGGUGCUGAGGCCGGAGUACGCGAGGGGGGUCAUGAACUCAGAGGCUGGAAAACUUGCGAGGCAUCAUGAUACGAUACUGGAGAGCAUCAGGGAGGAGGAAAUCAGGAGACAGGAUGCAUCGCAAGCGGGGUUGUGA